AGGGAUGCAAGGAUGCGUGUACUACAGUGUAAAGGACUCACACAUCUAAGGACUAUAUGAGUUUUCUGAAAGGCCAAAACUAUAUCAGCACAUGCAGAUAAAGUCUUAAGAGGAGUGUGGAGAUGAUGAAUUAUUCAUCAGAAAUGGUUACGUGUUUGUCCUACUUUUUCAUUGUCUUCCUUACAGGCCAUGGAGCAAGCUUGAAAUGUACAGGAUCAUGUGGAAACCGUGGCCCUGACAUCCGAUUUCCUUUCCGGAUCAAGGACAAACAACCAGACCACUGUGGUUAUCCUGGGUUUGAUCUAUCCUGCUCAGAUGACAACAGCACAGUGCUGAGGCUGCCAACUGGAUUGAGUGUCCACAUCGAAAGAAUUGACUAUAGAUAUCAACUUAUUUAUGCAAGGGGUCCUCAAGGUUGCUUUCUAAGGCAACGUUUAAACUUCAGUUUCGGGGCUUCUCACUUCCAAAUUAAGAACGAUAGGCCGCAUGAUUGGACCUUGUUCAACUGUUCACUUUCUAAUGAGAGAAGGUCUCUGUACAUGGAUAAAAUCCCGUGUCUGAGUACUUUUAACCAUGAAGUUCAUUUCUUUAGAUCAAGUAUUUCCAUCAGUAACUCUGUUCUGUUAUCUUGUACUAAGAUGUACAACAUUUAUGGAAUUCCAUAUAGUUUGAUGCAGGAAGAAAAUUAUGUUCUUACUAUAUCUUGGUCCAAUCCAACUUGUGGAUCUUCUGAAACUGAAUGCUACAGCAAUCUUCCGCACACUAAAGGUAUGCAUUUCUAUCUUGAUGUGCGGCGAAAGCUACUGAUUACUGGUGUGAUUUUAGGAUUCUUCCUUUUUGCAAUAGCGAUUACUGCACUCUACCGCACCUGUAGCAACGAUAAAACACAAAGAGAAUAUCAAGCCAGGGUUGAAAUGUUUUUGGAUAAUUACAGAUCACUGAAUCCCACGAGGUACUCCUAUGCUGAUCUCAAGAGGAUCACAAAUCAAUUCAGUGAUGAAUUGGGCCAAGGAGCUUAUGGAACCGUGUUCAAAGGAAAGCUAACCAAUGAAAUUGCUGUAGCUGUGAAGCUCCUCAAUAAUUCCAUAGGAAAAGGGGAGGAAUUCAUCAAUGAAGUGGGAACAAUGGCAAGGAUCCACCAUGUCAAUGUUGUUCGCUUGAUCGCCUUCUGUGCUGAUGGAUUUAGACGAGCUCUAGUUUAUGAGUACUUGCCUAAUGAUUCUUUACAGAAGUUCAUAUCCUCAGCAGACUCAAGGAACCAUUUCCUUGGCUGGGAAAGGUUGAAUCGUGUUGCUCUAGGCAUAGCCAAGGGGAUUGAAUAUCUUCACCAGGGGUGUGAUCAAAGAAUCCUCCAUUUUGAUAUCAAACCACAGAAUAUCCUGCUUGACAAUGAAUUCAAUCCCAAAAUCGCCGAUUUUGGGAUGGCUAAGUUGUGUUCCAAGGAUAAAAGUGCUAUUUCCAUGACGACUGCUAGGGGGACUGUUGGCUACAUUGCCCCAGAAGUGUUCUCGAGGAACUUCGGGAAUGUUUCCUAUAAAUCAGACGUUUACAGCUUUGGGAUGUUGGUGUUGGAAAUGGUUGGAGGAAGGAAGAACGUCGAUGAUACAGCAGAAAAUGGCGACCAGAUAUACUUCCCGGAAUGGAUUUAUAAUCUCUUAGAAAAGGAAGAAGACCUGCGGUUUCAUAUCGAUGGAGAAGAAGAUGCUAGAAUUGCGAAGAAACUAGCAAUUGUGGGGCUAUGGUGCAUUCAGUGGAACCCAGCAGAGCGUCCUUCCAUGAAAACUGUUGUCCAAAUGCUUGAAGGGGAAGGAGAAAACUUAUCAAAGCCUCCUGAUCCUUUUAGCUCAUCUGUCCCUAAGAGAACAAGUGCAGGCCACAUGCCAGCGAGAGGCCUUCACCAAGAGUUGGCAGCCAUCUCAGAAAUAGAGUGAUCAGAAAUUUUACUCUUUUCAGUAAUAACAUAUUAGUGAGCAACAAUGAAGGAAAUUGUUUUGAGUUA
This is a messenger RNA of Populus euphratica (Euphrates poplar), 1999 nucleotides long. Its product is annotated as glycerophosphodiester phosphodiesterase protein kinase domain-containing GDPDL2-like. Bases 123 to 1931 code for a protein of 602 amino acids. The record is from RefSeq and is a predicted model, not a curated record. NCBI's taxonomy places the organism in Eukaryota, Viridiplantae, Streptophyta, Magnoliopsida, Malpighiales, Salicaceae. Gene Ontology annotation, molecular function: protein kinase activity; ATP binding; polysaccharide binding. Gene Ontology annotation, biological process: protein phosphorylation. The transcript has 3 exons.